AUGCAAAAGCUGAACUUUCAAGAGGAAGAUCUGAUGAAGAAUCACUCACAUUUUCAAUGUUUUGCAGGUGGAUGUGAAGAUGGCGAAGAUUGUGAACUGUGCAGAUUGGGGAAUGAAUAUAACAAUAAGUAUGAUAAGGCAAAGGGCAAACAAAAGGCAUCGGACAUGAUCAUGAAGGAUCUUGGAGUGCUAGACGAUUAA
Messenger RNA from Anisakis simplex (herring worm), 201 nucleotides. The record is from the annotation of a GenBank genome assembly. Lineage: Eukaryota; Metazoa; Nematoda; Chromadorea; Rhabditida; Anisakidae.